UGUCGCCCUCCGACGCCUCCACUUGCGCCCUCUACUCCCAUCAAUGUCCCGCACGGCAUGUUCAAGUUCAAUCAAUAUGCCAGCGAUGUGUACACGGUCCCAGCGUAUGGCUCGAACACUCCCUACGUGCCGGCGGGCCAGAAUUCCGCAUCCACAUCCUCAGCCUCCUCCGUCCCCUGGACGCCCCGCACCGCCGCCGCACCCGUGUUCACCUUGGCGCAACAUGACAAACGGAAAGUACCCCUCGUCCAUCCCCAACGCUGCACAUGCACACGCCCCGGGAAUGUUGUUCCCAAGGCUGCGGUGUUGCUUUUCGCAUGUACAAGGGCAUUCUCUGCGAAGCGGGCACUGCUUGAGGACCUGUGUUCAGCAGACAUGAUGGGCCGAUGUAUGAAGGCGUCCCAGUACUCUUUCUCACGGACGAUCCUGGAAAUCUCACUCUGGUAAUGAGGAGACUCAUGCCGCCCCAAUGAAUGGGUGCCGCUCCUCCAAACCUGCUUGAGGUUGCCACCUGUCCGCAUAUAUCCAAGUAUGGGAUGGAAACAUUGAUCACGCACUGCCUGGACAUCCUAUUAGAUCGAUUCCCUUGCGACUUCUACGAAUGGCUGGACCUGGGAAGACCGCACGUUCCUACGCACACUAGAGGAGCAGUUGGAGUUCCUUGUGCGCCUCGAAGAAGCGCGACGGGCUGAAACACUCCCCUUACGCAACCCCCAACCUGACUCGGAUGGUAGCCUUUAGGAUAGCCCAGAAGAUAAUACACCAGCGCAUACAGACAAGAUGAGACGGUGCUCGAGAGCCAGAAGCGAGGGGAGAAAAGGACGUGAUUUGAUGACAACGGCGCUGGUCCACUGCCCAAGCGUAUCCCCCUCCAGCGGCACAAGGCGGUCAACCCACGCGUGAGGCCGAUAAGCUACCCUUCAGUUCACCUUCUUUCACCUUCUCUGCGACGCCUUCACAUGCGAAAUCAGCCAAUAAAGCACAUACCAUCGCCCUGCACGCUUUGUACCUCCCUUUCAUCCUUCCAUCUCACCCACAGGGCAGUCUCGCCCUCUCCGCUUCCUCAUGCUCCUCAGAGCCCCUCACGUCCUCGGUCGACUUGUACAUCCGGAGCGAAUGGCAGAGGACGUAGCAGAGAGGGAGAUUGACGAUGAAACACUCCCCUCUGCGGGCCCAUCCAUAGGACAAUGGGUGACCUUCCUAGCUGUCGUCACUCCUACCAAGACGCAGUCGUUCCCUGCGCCUACAGCCACCAGACGGUCUCCCCGCAGCGCAAAAAGCGGGAGAACUCCCGUUCUUGACGCCCGCAGGCGCUUGAGAAGGCUACUACAGUGAAUAGCAACGACUACGCGGACUAUUUCGCAGCCGUAGACAUGUCGGUGCAACCCGGCUUCGCCUGCAAUGCCACCAUCGUCGCCGAAGCCUCCGCGUUCCCACAGGACAUCGCCUACGACCACCACUACUCCAUUGUUGAACCCGCGCUUCGGUUGCUAAUCUGGCGUGUCCUCGGGUCGUAGUAGCGCCAUCCCUUCGACGCAGUGUUUCAGGCGGUUAUCGAGGUCGCCCGUCCCUGAGCGUCUGGCUAGUCCGAGAGCCACGGGCCAGCAUCGUCGCUCCUCCCGGUCCCAGCCACGAUUCCAGUCAGCGUUCUCUCCUGGUUGGAGGCGCGAUACGCACGAUAAGCCCCCAUGAAGACCGCCAAGCGAAGGGCGAGGCCGUAUAUCGUCGCACACGCCAUAUAUACACUCGUCGAUGAAACACAUGUAUAUACAUAGUUGCAUCUAACAUUGCGCUCUGUAUCUACAAUGCACUGCUUCAAGGAAGUUUGUACGACGAUAUGACUCCUGCAUGUCUUCGAAUAGUCAUCGCGAGCCGCAGUUACAAGUCUACGCGGAUUAGACUGACGAGCUGCCCCUAGUUCUAG
This is a messenger RNA of Dichomitus squalens LYAD-421 SS1, 1924 nucleotides long. RefSeq lists its product as uncharacterized. The annotation marks the transcript as partial. The record is from RefSeq and is a predicted model, not a curated record. The transcript has 3 exons. Lineage: Eukaryota; Fungi; Basidiomycota; Agaricomycetes; Polyporales; Polyporaceae.